UUGGUAGAAAUUGAAGUUUGAGAGAGAAGCGUCCAUCCAUGGGUAAUUGCUGUGUGACUCCAGCUUCGAGCUCUUCAUCUGACAAGAAUAAGAAGAAAGCCAAAGGGGAAAACAAGCAGCAAAAUCCAUUCUUUGGCAAUGAUUAUGUUGUGAAGAAUGGAUCUGGACCUAUAGACAAGCUCUUGGUUUUGAAAGAACCUACUGGCCGUGAUAUCUCCGCACAUUAUGAUCUGGGUCUUGAGCUUGGCCGGGGUGAAUUUGGGAUUACAUACUUGUGCUCUGAUGUAAGCAAUGGUGAAAAGCUUGCUUGUAAAUCUAUAUCCAAGAAGAAGCUAAGGACUGCAGUGGAUAUUGAGGAUGUGAGGAGGGAGGUUGAGAUAAUGAAGCAUUUGCCUAACCACCCAAAUAUUGUCUCUUUGAAGAGUACUUAUGAGGAUGAUAGUGCUGUGCACAUUGUGAUGGAAUUAUGUGAGGGAGGGGAGUUGUUUGAUAGGAUUGUGGCACGGGGGCAUUACACUGAAAGGGCUGCUGCUGCGGUUAUGCGGACUAUUGUGGAAGUUGUUCAGAUGUGCCAUAAACAUGGAGUUAUGCAUCGUGAUCUCAAACCAGAGAACUUUCUAUUUGCAAAUAAGAAGGAAAAUUCCCCCUUAAAAGCAAUUGAUUUUGGAUUGUCAGUCUUCUUUAAACCUGGUGAGAGAUUUAAUGAGAUAGUGGGUAGUCCUUAUUACAUGGCCCCAGAGGUUCUAAAACGCAAUUAUGGCCCUGAAGUUGAUGUCUGGAGUGCUGGAGUUAUUCUCUAUAUUUUACUUUGUGGUGUCCCACCUUUCUGGGCAGAAACUGAGCAAGGGGUAGCGCAGGCAAUUAUUCGCUCUGUCAUUGAUUUCAAGAGGGACCCAUGGCCUAAAGUUUCUGAUAAUGCAAAGGACCUGGUGAAGAAAAUGCUUAAUCCUGAUCCUAAGCUACGACUUACAGCUCAGCAAGUGCUUGAACAUCCUUGGUUACAAAAUGCAAAGAAGGCUCCAAAUGUCUCAUUGGGAGAGACUGUGAAAGCAAGGCUCAAACAGUUCUCUGUGAUGAACAAGCUGAAAAAAAGAGCACUUAGGGUGGUGGCUGAGCAUUUGUCAGUGGAGGAAGUGGCAGGCUUAAAGGAGGCCUUUGACAUGAUGGACACUGCCCAAAGAGGCAAGAUUAACGUUGAAGAACUUAGAAUUGGGUUGCAAAAGCUUGGACAGCCGAUUCCUGAUGCGGAUCUUCAAAUUCUAAUGGAUGCUGCUGAUGUAGAUGGUGAUGGAACACUGAAUUAUGGAGAGUUUGUUGCAGUUUCAGUUCACAUUAAAAAGAUGGGCAAUGAUGAGCACCUACAUAAAGCUUUUGCUUUUUUUGAUCAAAAUCAGAGUGGUUACAUAGAGAUCGAAGAGUUGAGAGAAUCCUUAAAUGAUGAAAUUGACACCUGUAGCGAGGAUGUUAUCAAUGCCAUCAUGCAUGAUGUUGACACAGACAAGGAUGGGCGCAUAAGCUAUGAGGAGUUUGCUGCAAUGAUGAAGGCUGGCACAGACUGGAGAAAAGCCUCAAGGCAAUAUUCAAGAGAAAGAUUCAAUAGUCUGAGCUUAAAAUUAAUGAGAGAUGGAUCAUUGCAGGUAGUCAAUUGAAGGGAGAAUCAGCAAAGUGAAGAGAAAAAAAACCAAUGCCAGAAAGGAAAAGAAUCCUCCUCUAUUGUUGUUGAGUUUUAUGAAAUUAUUAUCACCUUUCCUUUUUCAACUUCAUGGGAUGUUAAAUGGAUAGGUAGGAUUAGAGCAAUUGUCUUAAGUUUCUUUUAAUGUGUUUUAGAAUUUGUUUACUGCAAGAGAUACAGAAAAAGUUGGUUAAAGGAAUUGUUCCACAAUUAUGUGGUUGUAAAUACAUCACAAGUUAGAUUUCAA
Messenger RNA from Hevea brasiliensis (rubber tree), 1919 nucleotides. RefSeq names its product calcium-dependent protein kinase 8. The coding region runs from base 39 to 1649 and encodes 536 amino acids. Gene Ontology annotation, cellular component: cytoplasm; nucleus. Gene Ontology annotation, biological process: protein autophosphorylation; peptidyl-serine phosphorylation; intracellular signal transduction. Lineage: Eukaryota; Viridiplantae; Streptophyta; Magnoliopsida; Malpighiales; Euphorbiaceae. The record is from RefSeq and is a predicted model, not a curated record. The transcript is spliced from 8 exons. Gene Ontology annotation, molecular function: calmodulin binding; calcium ion binding; calcium/calmodulin-dependent protein kinase activity.